Molecule: messenger RNA, 596 nt
Organism: Pelobates cultripes (western spadefoot toad)
Lineage: Eukaryota; Metazoa; Chordata; Amphibia; Anura; Pelobatidae
Source: the annotation of a GenBank genome assembly
GCAUAACACAACACAAUUAUACACCCCUGAUCCAGAUGUGCAAAAAUGACGCUGAGAAAUGGAAAGCGGCAAACCUUUCAUGGUUAGGUAAAAUUAACGCUUUUAAGAUGAUGACUCUCCCUAGCCUGUUAUGCAUAUUUCACAUGUUACCAGUUGCAAUACCACUCUCAUGGUGUAAAACCUUACAAACAGUCUGUCACUCCUUCAUAUGGGGCGGCAAGAGACCAAGACUCCCACUCACCGUAUUACAAAAACCUCCAGCUCCGGGAGGAGUAGGUCUACCAAACAUCCGACUAUACCUCAAAGCUUCGAUAUUAACUACGGGCAUUACUCUACACACACAGAAAGGGCAGAUACAAUGGAUAGACCUAGAAGGGAAACAUCUUAAGAAUCAAUCCAUAACUGAAUAUAUGUGGACGCCCAAACACCUGCGCCCCCCAGAAAAGGACAUGCUCCCUACUACACAACUUACACUACAUGUAUGGGACGAGUUCAUGCACAAACUUGACUAUGGAAAAAAGAUUCAUCCCAAAGCACCAAUAUCGGUGCUUGAACAGAUAUCCCCAAUUGGCUCGCUGGUGAGAUGGAGGAUGUAG